AUGAGCCUGGCCGGGGGUCGCGCCCCCAGGAAGACCGCGGGGAACCGGCUCUCGGGGCUCCUGGAGGCCGAGGAGGAGGACGAGUUCUACCAGACGACCUACGGCGGCUUCACCGAGGAAUCGGGAGACGACGAGUAUCAAGGGGACCAGUCCGACACGGAGGAUGAGGUGGACUCAGACUUCGACAUUGAUGAAGGGGAUGAGCCUUCCAGUGACGGGGAAGCAGAAGAGCCGCGACGCAAGCGCCGGGUGGUCACCAAAGCCUAUAAGGAGCCUCUCAAGAGCCUUCGUCCUCGAAAGGUCAGCAGCCCGGCUGUAAGCACCCAGAAAGCCCGGGAAGAGAAGGUUCUGCUUCCACUAGAACUGCAAGAUGAUGGCGCAGACAGCCGGAAGUCCAUGCGCCAGUCUACAGCUGAGCACACGCGGCAGACGUUCCUUCGCGUGCAGGAGAGGCAGGGCCAGUCACGGCGACGGAAGGGGCCUCACUGUGAGCGGCCACUGACCCAGGAAGAACUGCUCAGGGAGGCCAAGAUCACCGAGGAGCUCAACCUGCGCUCACUGGAGACUUACGAGCGGCUUGAGGCUGACAAAAAGAAGCUAGUUCACAAGAAACGGAAGUGCCCAGGACCCAUAAUCACAUACCACUCAGUGACUGUCCCACUCGUUGGGGAGCUGGGUCCCAAAGAAGAGAACGUCGAUAUAGAAGGGCUGGACCCAACUCCCUUGGCACCUGCGUUGGCGCCUCGCUCUGGGACCACGCCGACCAUCCCUCCUGCUCGCUGCUCACGGACCUUCAUCACGUUUAGUGAUGACGCAACAUUUGAGGAAUGGUUUCCCCAAGGGCGGCCCCCCAAGGUCCCGGUCCGGGAGGUCUGUCCAGUGACCCAUCGCCCUGCCCUGUACCGGGACCCCGUGACAGACAUCCCCUAUGCCACUGCUCGCGCCUUCAAGAUCAUCCGCGAGGCCUACAAGAAGUAUAUCACUGCCCACGGCCUGCCGCCCACCGCCUCCGCCCUGGGCCCUGGCCCACCCCCGCCCGAGCCCCUCCCUGGCUCUGGGCCCCGGGGCCUGCGCCAGAGAAUCGUCAUCAAAUGAACAAAAGUGGGGUCCUCGGAGACCUUCCCUGCGCUCUUCCCUGUAGAACCCAGAUGUCCCGCCUCUCUCGUUCAGCCUCAAUCCGUGCUCAGACCCUCUGUAUUUCUUUUCCAAAUCCCUGCUGGUUUUGUUUGUGUUUUUUAACCAAAUAAAAUAGAAAGGUCCCUUU
Molecule: messenger RNA, 1264 nt
Organism: Sorex fumeus (smoky shrew)
Lineage: Eukaryota; Metazoa; Chordata; Mammalia; Eulipotyphla; Soricidae
Gene: VPS72
Product: vacuolar protein sorting 72 homolog
Biological process (GO): regulation of DNA-templated transcription; chromatin remodeling
Cellular component (GO): nucleus
Molecular function (GO): ATP-dependent H2AZ histone chaperone activity
Source: RefSeq, a predicted model, not a curated record